UUGAAAUGGUGGUCAGACCCCAUCAUCUAAGAACUCUAUCUUCCAAUCUCUCUUCCUAAGGUCAUCUUUUCAAGAACCCCCUUAAUUCAUCCGUGAAAUUCUGUUAUCGAUCUUGAUUGAAACAUGGCGCUGAGACCUCCUGAUGAUGAUUUACCAAUCCCAUCAGAAAGACCAAAAAAGCAGGCCAAAAUUGCAGUCACAGCCGAGAAACAACAGCCUGAUUAUGGAGUAAAUGAUGAAAAUAAACCUCCACAGGCAACUGCUGAUGCCUCCGUUGAUUAUAUCCCUUCUGAAAAUCUCAAACCUAUUGCUGACCCAGAAGCCGAAGUCCGAGGACUUAUUGAAGGAUUGGAAUCAAAAGAUUGGGUGAAGGUUUGUGAAUCAUUAAAUGAUGCUAGGCGGUUCGCUCUGUAUCAUUCCAUUCUCCUGCUGCCAAUCUUGGAUAGAGUUAUGUUGGUGACAGCGAAGGCAAUGAAGAACCCAAGAAGUGCUCUUUGCAAGACUUCUAUCAUGACUUCAUCUGAUAUCUUCACAGCCUUCAGUGAUAAGUUGCUGGAACCCUCCACAUCUGAUGCAUUUGACCGGCUGCUUUUGCAGCUGCUGCUCAAAGCUUCACAAGAUAAAAAGUUUGUUUGUGAAGAAGCAGACAAUGCAGUGAAGGCAAUGGUAGAGUCCAUGACCCCUUUGCCUUUGCUCCGUAAGCUCAAAACCUAUGUUAGCCAUUCAAACCUAAGGAUCAGAGCAAAAGCCGCAAUUUCAAUCUCACGCUGUGUCUCCAAGCUGGAACCGGAAGGAAUGAAAGAAUUUGGGUUGGUUUCUUUGAUACAAACUGCUGCUGAAUUGCUGAAUGAUAGGCUUCCUGAAGCAAGAGAAGCAGCUCGAGCCAUUGUUGCUUCGGCGUAUGAAGCUCUUACAGAAAAUGAAGAAGAGAAGCAGCAGGAAUGGCAAAGCUUUUGCCAAUCUAAUCUCCCAGCUAUUCAUGCACAAGCUAUGAUUAAACUUGUUUCUUAGCAAUACUCAUAUCACUACUGGCUAAGUAGUGUAGUAGCAAAAGGUGGCAGUAGUACCGUUAGCAGUUGGAGGAACCAUAUAUUUGUAUUCCUGCAUGUGAAUGCUAGGUUUUCAAGAUUGUUGUGCGAGGGAAAUGAUUAAGGCGAAGAAGUAUUGACCAUGCAGAUGGCGCAAACAUGUUUAGCAAUAAGGCUACUUGUCGACACUUCUUUUGGCUUUCAAGAGAAUUUUUGGUAUUUAUGAGGCAGUUGAGCUAAAAAGUCAAUACAGUUGACGCCUUUUGCUAGUCAUCCGAAGAAAUGAAGUGCUCAUUGAAGCGACAAAAGAAUAGAGGUUGGCUAGCUUUUGUUUUAUUACCUUCUCUCACUUUUUAUAAGCUUAAAUAACUGUAACGUAGCCAGUAUAUCAAAAAACAUACCCGCGAA
Molecule: messenger RNA, 1436 nt
Organism: Coffea eugenioides
Lineage: Eukaryota; Viridiplantae; Streptophyta; Magnoliopsida; Gentianales; Rubiaceae
Product: TOG array regulator of axonemal microtubules protein 2
Exons: 5
Coding region: 124-1011 (295 amino acids)
Biological process (GO): microtubule cytoskeleton organization
Cellular component (GO): cytoplasmic microtubule
Molecular function (GO): microtubule binding
Source: RefSeq, a predicted model, not a curated record